UUGUUCCCCUAAUCCAGUUCUUAGUUUAUGACUAAAGACUUCCGACAACGUCAGACAGUGUGGUUCGACGUUUUUAGACAUUUAGAAACAUAGAAUAACUGAUAACGUUUUGUGAGCGUAUUUGAUAAUUAACUUGGAUUGUGAUCAAUUGUUAUAAACGUCUAACAGAUUGAAGCUUGUGAACAAAUUAAUACACUUAAUCCAAAAAGAUGUCCAACUGGCAGAGUCCACCCAAUGCAGGAUACUAUCCAGGCCAACAAGGAGGUUAUCCAUACCCACAACAAAAUCCCGGGUACCCACCAAACGCUGGUUAUCCACCACCUCAAGGAAAUUUUAACGCAGGCUAUCCCCCAGCACCGGGUUUUAUCCCACCAGGAGGAGGAAGUUACGGAGACGUACCACCACCUGCUGGAGCACCUUUUGGAGGUCCACAAUCAAGCAUGUACGGCACAGGAUAUGUCGAAGAUCCCAUGCGGGAUGAUGAAGCCAAAGGAUUUGAUUUUUCUGAAAAAACUAUUAGACAAGGAUUCAUUAGAAAAGUGUAUUCUAUUUUGAUGUGUCAGCUAUUAAUCACAUUAGGAAUUAUCUGUGCAUUUGUAUACAGCCCAGGAGCUAAACAAUUAACUCGGAGCCAUCCAGAAUUAUUUUGGAUUGCUUUUGCUAUUACUAUAGUUUUAUUAAUUUGUUUGGUUUGCUGUACGAGUGUCAGACGUAAAUCGCCCAUGAACUUCAUAUUUCUUUUCAUAUUUACGGCCGCUGAAGGAUUCUUAUUAGGGACAGCUGCAUCAACAUAUAAACGUGAAGAGAUAGUGAUGGCUGUAGGAAUAACUGCUGCAGUAUGUUUAGCGUUGACGAUUUUCGCUUUCCAAACAAAGUGGGACUUUACCGGCAUGCACGCUGCUCUUUUCGUUGGUGUGAUUAUUCUAAUGUUAUUUGGAAUUAUUGCAAUCUUUAUUCCUGGCAAAGUAGUGACAUUAGUUUAUGGGGCGCUAGGGGCAUUAUUAUUUUCAAUGUAUUUGAUAUAUGACACUCAGUUAAUGAUGGGUGGCAAACACAAAUAUUCAAUUUCCCCCGAAGAAUAUAUUUUUGCUUCUCUAAAUCUUUAUCUUGAUAUAAUUAACAUCUUUAUUUAUAUACUUACUAUUAUUGGCGCUUCACGUGAUUAAUUAAAAUAAUAAAAAAUCGUUCAAGAAAUAUAUUCUUCUAAGUAUAAAUUAUUUUAUUUUUUAUUUCAUCAAUAGAAGUUCAUUCUUUUUUUUUUAAUCUUCUAAUAGAAAGCAU
Chelonus insularis is the source of this 1281-nucleotide messenger RNA. It is a transcript of the gene Lfg, whose product is annotated as Lifeguard. Bases 210 to 1166 code for a protein of 318 amino acids. NCBI's taxonomy places the organism in Eukaryota, Metazoa, Arthropoda, Insecta, Hymenoptera, Braconidae. The transcript has 5 exons. The record is from RefSeq and is a predicted model, not a curated record.